Molecule: messenger RNA, 2099 nt
Organism: Nannospalax galili (Upper Galilee mountains blind mole rat)
Lineage: Eukaryota; Metazoa; Chordata; Mammalia; Rodentia; Spalacidae
Gene: Mob1b
Product: MOB kinase activator 1B
Exons: 6
Coding region: 148-798 (216 amino acids)
Biological process (GO): hippo signaling; positive regulation of protein phosphorylation
Cellular component (GO): nucleus; cytoplasm
Molecular function (GO): protein kinase activator activity
Source: RefSeq, a predicted model, not a curated record
CCCCCCCCCACGCGGGCCUUUGGGACAGCCCUGCGAAGAGUCGCGGCGCGGCGGGUUUCGCGUCCUUCUUCCUCCCUCGCCUCCCGCGGAUCGCCGCCGGCCGCCCCGAGGCCUCGCCUCGGAGCCCGUAGCCCGCGCCCGGCCGACAUGAGCUUCUUGUUUGGUAGUCGCUCUUCUAAAACUUUCAAACCAAAGAAGAACAUCCCAGAAGGUUCACACCAGUAUGAGCUCUUAAAACACGCAGAAGCCACACUUGGCAGUGGCAAUCUCCGGAUGGCUGUCAUGCUACCUGAGGGGGAGGAUCUCAAUGAGUGGGUUGCAGUUAACACUGUGGAUUUCUUCAAUCAGAUCAAUAUGCUUUAUGGAACCAUCACAGACUUCUGUACAGAAGAGAGCUGUCCCGUGAUGUCAGCUGGACCAAAAUACGAGUAUCACUGGGCAGAUGGAACAAACAUAAAAAAACCUAUUAAGUGCUCUGCACCAAAGUACAUUGAUUACUUGAUGACCUGGGUUCAGGACCAGUUGGAUGAUGAGACAUUAUUUCCAUCAAAAAUUGGUGUUCCAUUCCCGAAGAAUUUCAUGUCGGUGGCAAAAACUAUACUCAAACGACUCUUUAGGGUUUAUGCUCACAUUUAUCAUCAACAUUUUGACCCUGUGAUCCAGCUUCAAGAGGAAGCACAUCUCAAUACAUCUUUCAAGCACUUUAUUUUUUUUGUUCAGGAGUUCAACCUUAUUGAUAGAAGAGAACUUGCACCACUCCAAGAACUCAUUGAGAAACUCACCUCAAAGGACAGAUAGAAGGAGAGACAACGCUGUGCAGUGUUCCUCAUAUGAAGCUGUGUGCAGUGCAUUUGGGUUUUGUUAUAUUUUAAUUUUAUCUGGAUUGUUUCUGUUUUAGGCUUGGGGGAUUGUUUGGGUUCCCUUUUCUCUUAAUAUAUGAAACUGAAACUGUAUUCUGUUGCUAGAGGAAGCCAAGAACCAUUCUCUGCAUUUGAAAAGGGCAAACUUUAUCUUAAUGAUGUACAGGGUUUUUUUUUUUUAAUUGGUUUUGGUUACUUUGAGGACUUUUUAUGAGACUGUGUGCUGGAAAGAAAAUGCUAGCUGAAAUGCUGUUGGAUUGGGUUCUGUAUUAUGUAAUUGUGACCUACUUUGAAGUCUCCAUAAGACUGGUUUUUAAGUGCCUUGGCAGGCUCACUUCUGAGGUGCAAAGCACAAUGAAAAAACUGAAGCCUGAAACAAUAUUAGAAUUUCUAUCCAGGGCACUUACUUGUGCAUGCUGUAAAAUAAUCUUUCAUAAAAGCCAUAGUUUACCUAAUUUGGUGAUGGCCAGCUUUUACUACAUUGAAGAAACUUUUUAUUUGUAAAGGUAUGCAUGUAGAGCAUAAAUGUAAAACAAAAAAAUUUAUUUCUUAGUUAUUUUUGAUAUUGACUAAUACAUUCUGUUCAACAGAUGUUUAAAGUUCUACAAGCAGGUCUUUUCCAUCUCUUAAUAUCUGUGAUAUUGAAACUUGAGGAUGUUGAGAUGUAAUAGCUAUUGCAUUUCAGCUCCUUUCUACAUGUUAACUGCACUAUAAGUGUAAACUUCAGGUUUUAUAUAUAUAUAUAGGGUUCCCAUCUUCAGAGGUGAUGCUGAAUUGUGAGGUUUCCCAGCAAUUGCUAAAUGAGCCAUAAAUCUGAAGAAUCCCUUUUUACUUCAAAGAGGAAGAAGCGAAAAGAGAAUGUUUGGGGGUGGUGUUAGUUUGUGUGAAGAGCUUAGGGAAAGGAUUAAGUAUGGGGAGUCAAAUUCUAGAAAGUCCUGUCUUAAACCCUGGAACAAAUGGUAUGUAUUACUUAUAGAGUCCUAGAGACUUUUUAGGAAUCAACUUCCAUGAGAAUUUAAAAAUAAUUUUAGGUAUAGACAUUAAACAUGGAAUUUAACAACUAUGGGGAAAUUAAUCACCUUUUAGCAUUUCCAUUCAGUGAAUGGAGUUGGUGUUUGCCUGUCAUUUUUAAAUGAUACACUACCUUGAUUAUUGGCACAGUUUAUUUUUCCACUGUGAAAUCUUUUUCUGUGCAGUGAUAUCAAACAAUAAAAAUGCUAGCUUAGUAAUUAACCUUUA